Messenger RNA from Helianthus annuus (common sunflower), 561 nucleotides. RefSeq lists its product as uncharacterized. The coding region runs from base 1 to 561 and encodes 186 amino acids. The transcript is spliced from 2 exons. Lineage: Eukaryota; Viridiplantae; Streptophyta; Magnoliopsida; Asterales; Asteraceae. The record is from RefSeq and is a predicted model, not a curated record.
AUGGAAACAGUUAGAGGAAAUGGAACAUUCAACUGGCAGUGGUCUAGUCAGCCUGUGUCUGAAGAGGAGCUUAAGGAAUGGAAGGAAUGUUGUGAGGUGCUUAGUAUGGUGAAUCUGUCCAAUAGUAAGGAUGCCUGGUUAUGGAAUGGUGAUAGUCAGAAUGGUUUCUCGGUGAAGGCAGUCAAAUCAGCUUUGAUUAAGGAUAGAGGCAUUUUGGAUAGGCUUCCUACUAGAAUAAAUUUAAGAAGAAGGAAUGUGAUCAUAUCUUCAUCUAUGUGCCCUUUCUGUGAAUCGGCUGAGCAUUUGUUCACUGCCUGCUCGGUGGCUUUGAGGGUGUGGCCGGCUUUCAGUGACUGGUGCAAAAUCCCGCCUCUCUACCUUUUUGAGUUUAAAGAUAUUCUUGAUAUCCCCAUAUUCAUUAAGCGCAGUAAGAAGGAGGAGAAGAUCAUUUAUGGGUUGGCUUUGAUAACGUCUUGGUGCAUAUGGAAAGAAAGGAAUGAAGUGGUUUUUAAACAGAAAAGAUGUAGUCCGCAAGAUAUCAUAGGGGAGUUAAAAUCGUGA